This is a messenger RNA of Ylistrum balloti, 4428 nucleotides long. RefSeq lists its product as uncharacterized. The transcript has 24 exons. Gene Ontology annotation, biological process: positive regulation of gene expression; regulation of mitochondrion organization; cGMP catabolic process. Gene Ontology annotation, cellular component: mitochondrial matrix; cytosol; perinuclear region of cytoplasm. NCBI's taxonomy places the organism in Eukaryota, Metazoa, Mollusca, Bivalvia, Pectinida, Pectinidae. Gene Ontology annotation, molecular function: protein homodimerization activity; 3',5'-cGMP-stimulated cyclic-nucleotide phosphodiesterase activity; 3',5'-cyclic-GMP phosphodiesterase activity. The annotation marks the transcript as partial. The record is from RefSeq and is a predicted model, not a curated record.
GAGAGCUGUAUGACCAGGACGCAACUGACCUACAGCGAAAGAUUAUCAAAUAUUUAGAAGAAUACACCAAUGCAGAGUUUGGUUUUAUGUUGUUAGUGGUUCCAGAAACACAGGAACUGUAUUGUCAGGUGAUUGGGGACAAGGUUCUGGAGUCAGAAAUUCGGUUUCCCGGUGAAACUAGUACGUUCUCAGCUGUUUUGGAAACCAAAGACCCAUUACGGCUAGAGAGUAUAACUGAGGAGAAGAAGAAGGAGAUGGAGGACCUUCUUGGACGAAGUCUUCAAUCUUUGAUGUGUGUCCCUGUUUCCAGUAGAAACUAUGAUGGACUUGUUGCUAUAGCAUGUGUUGCUAACAAGUUUGGCUCAGACAGUUUUACCAGUGGUGAUGUUGAGACAAUACAGACCUGUUUUAAGUACACUGCCGCCAUUUUAACUAAUACUUUAGCAUUCCAAAAUGAACGCAAACUAAAAAAACAAACACAGGCUAUGUUAGAUGUUGCCAAGAACCUGUUUACCCACUUAGGUGAGUUAUCAUCUGUCCACUGUAAGGGUCUGGACGACUUUCCAGUCAUACCUAGUAAUGGGGUUGGGGUCAAUGUCAGAGCAUACUCCUACUUUGACCGUAUUAAACCAGAACAGGACCACCUGACAACUUUAUGCCGCCCACGAGUGGAAGGGGCCUCUCUCCAACACAACAACUCAGCCAGAUUAGCGUCUAAAAAUCUUAAUAGAGAGAUACAACAACAAGGAAUACUGGCUGAAAAAUUAACUGGCUAUUAUGAUAUUGAGGAAAUAGCUCGUCAGCCUCAUCAAAAGGUCAAAGGUUAUCAAGUUCACCCAAAAAUAAAAUCUCCAGAACAUAAACAGGCGAAGAAGUCCAGUGACACAAGCAGCCCUCAGAAGGAAACUGUAUCACCUUACAGGCUUCCAGGGGGAAGACGACAAGAUCAGACCAGUGUAGAAAGUGUUGAAGAUGACUUACUUUCAUUGUCCAUUGAUUCUUGUGUUCCUUGUAGAAUGUCUGAUGUUUCCAGAUCAGAGUUUGCUCUGAUAAACAAUUCCAAUGAGCAAUACAGAACAGAUGAUGAGGAGCCAGACCAGUACCCUCCAUCUGAUACUAGUCACUGUAAAACAGACUUUCAGUAUUAUAUCCAGGAAAGUUGCACCAGCCCAGGUGACCAGAGCUCUACAAAUGUACAAUCUAUUAGACAUCAUUCUGACGGCUAUCCAGGAAAUGGAUUUACAUGCAGUGAGUCCAUGAGAAAUUUUGGAGAAGAUGGUGGAAGUGCAUCCUCCAGUGCAUCUAGUAUUUACACUUUAGCUGAGCCGCCGAAAGAUUUGGCUGAAGAGAGACAUCAUGACAGGACCUCACAUGGAAUUAAUGCAAAAAGCACUGAAAGUAAACAAGGGGGACUGCUUUACCAAACUGUGGUUGAGGCAUUCAGAGAUGCUGGAAAGGAUACAAGUGAAGCUGUCUGCCCUGUAAAUUUGACUGAUGCAUCUUUCCAUCAGUUUGAUAGUGCUAGCUCUGCUCCGGACACAACUCUGACUGCGCAUUCAGAGCAGAAACAUAAACAGGAACUGGACUACAGCAGCAACUCAAGUCCCAAGACAGAUGUUCCAUUUUCUGACAAUCAUGUUUCUACCUCAUUAGCGUCAAGCUCACCUGAUUCUGAUUCCCCUACAAGUCCGUAUGUUCCCAGUGAAACCUCCUCAGAAAUGUUCACCUGCAAGGAAUUUGAGUCAUCAGAUCUGAAUGUUGAUGCAAGUGAAUUCAGCUCAGGAUCUGAUGUAGAAGAGAUUGGUAGAGAUUGCCAUAGGUUGUCCUUUCAUGAUGCUUGGUCAGGCAAUAGCACAAGGAUUCAGACAUGUCGUUCCCUACCUCUCAGCUCACAGAUGCAAACUAUUGAGGGAUAUGAGAUGGAUAGAAGUCAAAUUCUUGAUCCACAGGUAUCUAACGUCAGGUUCUCUACAAGUGACCCUGGAAUUCAUCACUUUGAACCAAACGAUGAAUUUAUGGAAAGCAAACCCAGUUUGAACUAUGCUUUUUGCAAAGAAAGUUCUGCUGACACUGUAAUGUCAACAGAUUUCAGACGGCGACAAAUAUUUGCCUCCACCCUUGGUUUAGUGGGUAGUCUUGACCAAAUUGGGGUAAGUCCAUCAGAGUCUGGAUUAUGUGACCACACCAUCAUUGUAGAAGACACAGAAUCCAGGGUCAGUCAUACUUAUGUCAUCACCUCCGACUCUUUGAUGUCCAUUUCAUCUGAGGAUCUGCCCAAGGGGUCAGGCGACACCCAAGAGACUUCUAGGUGCACAUUUAUUGACAAAAAUAUGAUAAAUAUAUUAAGAUUACAGCCCCCCAGUACUGAUGCUUUGCCCAUCACAAAAAAUGACUUAACGAAACUUCUACGAGAAAUUAUGCAAGAAGCUAGGAAUCUAACACAAGCAGAGAGGUGCUCUGUAUUCUUGAUAGACGAAGAGACAGAGGAGCUUGUCGCUAAAGUGUUUGAUGGAAUCACUACCAAUGACAAGGAGGUUCAGUCGGAGAUCCGCAUGCCAAUAAUCCAGGGUAUAGCCGGACAUGUAGCUACAACAGGUAAACUUCUAAAUAUAAAAGAUGCCUACUCACAUCCAAUGUUUUAUCGAGGAAUUGAUGACUCCACAGGAUUUAGAACCAGAAACAUUUUAUGCUUCCCCAUCAAAAAUGAAUCUGGCAACGUGCUUGGAGUGGCCCAGCUAUGUAACAAGAAGACAGGACCAUUCUUCACUGUGUUUGAUGAAGAUGUUGCAUCAGCAUUUGCUGUGUACUGCUGCAUCAGCAUCAGCCAUUCCCUCAUGUACCAACGUGUGAUUGCGGCGCAGAUUCGUAACAGUCUUGCCAACGAGUUGAUGAUGUACCAUAUGAAGUGUCUUAUGUACAAGAAGUUACAAGACUCCCAGCACAGAAAUAAGCUAGCAAAUGAACUUAUGAAUUAUCACAUGCAGGUGGCACCAGAAGAAGUUGAAGAAUUGGCUCAUAAUGAUAUACAUCCACCCUCUUUCUGGCAUAAAGACUUCGAUAAAUUUUCAUUUCCUCCAAGAACUAUACCAGAAGAUGAUACAGAAAAGGCUUGUUUAACAAUGUUUGAAGAUUUGGGAUUUAUAUCAAAAUUCAGAAUCAAGAGAGACACUCUUGCCAGGUUUGUGCUAAUGGUGCGGCGAGGCUACAGAAAUCCACCAUAUCACAACUGGAUGCAUGCAUUUGCUGUCACACAUUUCUGUUAUGUUUGUAUGAAGAACCUGAAACUUUCACAAUAUUUGGAAGAAUUAGAAAUGUUUUCACUGUUUACAUCAUGUUUGUGCCAUGAUAUUGACCACAGAGGAACCAAUAAUUCAUAUCAGUCAGUAUCGAAAUCCGUUCUUGCUGCCUUGUACAGCUCAGAGGGAUCUGUCCUUGAGAGGCAUCACUUUGCUCAAUCUAUGUGUAUAGUCAACACAGACGGAUGCAACAUUUUUGAGAACUUGUCUAGCAAGGAUUAUCAGCAAGCUUUAGAUUUGAUGAGGGACAUCAUAUUAGCCACUGACCUUGCACAUCACUUACGAAUAUUGAAGAACAUCGAAUCAAUGGCCAAAACUGGCUAUGAUAAGGAGAACAUGAAACAUCAUAAACUGCUGCUAUGUCUCCUGAUGACUGCUUCUGAUCUGUCUGACCAGACCAAGCCAUGGGAUGCAACCAAACAUAUAGCUGCACUUAUCUACAAGGAGUUUUUCUCCCAGGGAGAUUUGGAGAAAUCCAUGGGUCGUGAGCCUAUUGAGAUGAUGGACAGGGAAAGAGCCCGUAUACCUGACUUACAAAUAGGAUUCUUAGAUCAUAUAGCCAUGCCAGUUUACAAGGUGCUUUCUGAACUCUUUCCUGAGGCAAACUGUGUUAGGAUUGCUGUGGAUGAUAACCGUCGACAUUGGGACAAAAUCUGUUCUCUCAUUAAAAUACGUCGUGGUGGCAGCUGUGAACAGAUGAGCUAUGACCAGAUAUUGGCAUUGGAAGCUGAGGAUCACUCACCACAACCCAACCAGUCCAACCACAUUCAGUAGGCUCAACAAGUCCAACCACGUUCAGGAGGCUUAUCCAGUCCGACCAUAUUUUGUAGAACAUCCAACCACAACUUCUAAACUCCACAAUCCAAACACAUCUAUAAAACAUCCAACUGAUAACAGAAUGAUACAAACACAUCUAGUAGACAUUCAGCCUUAACUGAUAAUUCAACAAUCCAACCACAUCUAUAAAACAUCCAACUGAUAACACAGAUACUACAACUAACUAGUAGACUCAACAAUCCUAACCACAACUAAUUAGUAGACUCAACAAUCCUAACCACAACUAACUAGUAGACUCAACAAUCCCAACCACAAAUAACUUGUAGACUCAACAAUCUGACUACAGCUAACUGGU